CCUACAGUCGCGUUCACUCUCUAUGGAUGCAUCACCACGUUCUGCUCGACAACCACAACCAUCUUCCGCUCAGAAACACAGCAUUCAAGUCUACAUGCGACCGUUGUAUGACACAGAAGUGUCGACAGAAGCCUGUAUAUAGGCCUCUUGCGCCUGCAACUACAGAGCCUGCGCUUGACCUUAAGCCUCUCCUUACCGCGAUACCGGCCGACCACAGUAAAAAUACACACCAUCCUCUUCGACAUACCUUGCUUGCAUCAUGGCGACGAAGCGGAAGUUAGCGGCUCUAGCAGCGCCAGAAGACGAAGAGCCUGUUGAUCCAGCAGAUGAGCUCAUGUUUCUGAACCUAGGAGGAGGUAACGAGGUCGGGCGGUCGUGUCAUAUCAUACAGUACAAGGGCAAGACCGUGAUGCUUGAUGCGGGAAUGCAUCCUGCUUAUGAUGGGUUGGCCGCGAUGCCGUUCUAUGACGAGUUCGAUCUCAGUACCGUCGAUGUACUACUGAUAAGCCAUUUCCAUAUCGACCAUGCCGCCUCCUUACCGUAUGUUCUGUCAAAGACAAACUUCAAAGGACGAGUGUUCAUGACCCAUCCAACCAAAGCUAUUUAUAAAUGGCUCGUACAAGACAGCGUACGGGUAGGGAACAUAUCCUCCUCUGCAGAGCAAAAGAUUCAGCUGUACACUGAAGCCGACCAUCUCACUACCUUUCCCAUGAUCGAAGCAAUCGACUAUUACACAACACAUACCAUCUCAUCCAUCCGCAUAACGCCAUAUCCAGCCGGCCACGUGCUCGGCGCUGCCAUGUUCCUCAUCGAGAUUGCCGGCCUCAAGAUCCUGUUUACUGGAGACUAUUCCCGCGAAGAAGACCGUCACUUGAUCUCAGCAGAGGUCCCAAAGAACGUCAAGAUUGACGUAUUGAUCACGGAGAGCACAUACGGCAUUGCAUCACAUAUACCGCGCUUGGAGCGCGAGGCUGGACUGAUGAAGUCCAUCACCAACAUUCUGAAUCGUGGCGGGCGAGCACUUCUUCCGGUGUUUGCCCUUGGCCGGGCGCAAGAGCUGCUGCUCAUUCUCGAUGAGUACUGGGGCAAGCACGCCGAGUUCCAGAAAAUCCCCAUCUACUACGCGUCCAAUCUGGCCAGGAAGUGUAUGGUGGUAUACCAGACCUAUGUGUCUGCUAUGAACGACAACAUUAAACGGCUCUUCCGCGAACGCAUGGCUGAAGCCGAAGCAGCCGGUGAUGUUGGCAAACGAGGGCCUUGGGAUUUCCGAUUUGUGCGCAGUCUCAAGAGCUUGGAGCGAUUCGAUGAUGUCGGUGCAUGUGUUAUGCUUGCGUCUCCAGGUUUCAUGCAGAACGGUGUGUCGAGAGAGCUAUUGGAGCGCUGGGCGCCAGAUCAGAAGAACGGAGUCAUCAUAACAGGUUAUUCAGUCGAGGGAACAAUGGCCAAGAUGAUCAUGCAAGAGCCGGAACAGAUACACGCAGUUAUGACGAGGAACACGGCAGCAACACAGCGAAGAGUGCCAGGAGCACAAGAACAGAUUAUGAUUCCUCGUCGAUGCGAAGUAAAAGAGUACAGCUUUGCGGCACACGUUGACGGAACAGAAAAUCGCGAAUUCAUCGAGGGUGUAGCAGCGCCCGUAGUCAUCCUGGUUCAUGGAGAGAAACACAAUAUGAUGCGCCUCAAAUCCAAACUCCUCUCACUCAACGCCGACAAAGCACAACCCGUCAAAGUUUUCUCGCCGCCGAACUGCGAAGAAUUACGGAUUCCGUUCAAGACAGACAAGAUCGCCAAAGUCGUCGGUAAACUCGCCCAGAUUCCUCCCCCACUCGCCUUUCGCAACAAAGAUCUGAACGGCUCCGCGCCCGACAUUCCGCAAUCCCAACUCAUCACGGGUGUGCUUGUUCAGAACGACUUUAAGAUGAGCCUGAUGGCGCCCGAAGACCUGCGAGAAUAUGCCGGCCUAACCACCACUACCAUCACCUGCCGGCAGCACUUGCAGCUCAGCACCGCCGGCCUCGAUCUCAUCCGCUGGGCGCUCGAAGGCACAUUUGGCGCGAUCAAAGAGCUCUCUGCGCCCGAUGCCGCAAUCAACGGGAAAUCCGCCGAUACGAACGGUGAUUACGAGCACGCAGAUGAGGAUGUCGACCGCAGCAUCACCACCUUUGAGGUCAUGGACUGCGUGAAACUACAUUGCCAACAGAACGGCCGCAUCGAGGUCGAGUGGGAAGGCAACAUGGUCAACGACGGUAUUGCUGACGCCGUGCUGGCAGUGCUAUAUACCGUCGAAAGCUCCCCGGCGGCAGUCAAGCAGAGCUCAAAAGGCGCGCAUGGACAUGGCCAUGGCCAUGGGCAUACCCAUGGCAAGCGGAACCCUCACGCUACAGCCACCCCACAAGAACGCUUCGACCGGCUGUUCAUGUUCAUGGAGGCUCAAUUCGGGUCGGGCAUCACGCCGCUGACACAUCCUAAGCUCAAGGCGCCGGCAACGCCAGGCUCGGAUGUGACAGAGCAUGGUGACGAUGAUGGAGAUGAGACGGAAGAGUUUUCGGCGGCGGAGCAAAAGGAGCUGGCAAGACUGCACGGGCUUGGAAUCCCCGUGCCCGGCAUCGAGAUCAAAGUGGAUAAGAGCGUUGCAAAGGUCUGGCUGGAAGACUUGGAGGUCGAGUGCGAGAACAACAGGGUGUUGAGGGAUAGGGUCAAGGCUGUUGUCGAGAGGGCUGUCGAGACGAUUAGUGGGCUAUGGAGUGCAUAAUUCAUAGUAGGACAUGUGGACUAUAUCUUAAGGUAAUGAGAUGAGGCUACAGUUGCGGAUCUAUAUGGGCAUAGAAGCCCCAAACCAGUAUAUCCAGAGACAGUAUCAUAAACCUUCUGCCC
This is a messenger RNA of Pseudovirgaria hyperparasitica, 2874 nucleotides long. Its product is annotated as Metallo-hydrolase/oxidoreductase. The transcript has 4 exons. Gene Ontology annotation, biological process: mRNA 3'-end processing by stem-loop binding and cleavage. Gene Ontology annotation, cellular component: mRNA cleavage and polyadenylation specificity factor complex. Lineage: Eukaryota; Fungi; Ascomycota; Dothideomycetes; Acrospermales; Acrospermaceae. The record is from RefSeq and is a predicted model, not a curated record. Bases 260 to 2752 code for a protein of 830 amino acids. Gene Ontology annotation, molecular function: 5'-3' exonuclease activity; RNA endonuclease activity; RNA binding.